UGGAAAAACGGAAUACCUUAAAUGAACCAAGUUACCCUGUAGACCCAGAGACUGGUUUCAGGAAACUCCGAGCUCCCGUAAUUAGACAUUUUAGUAAAUAUUUUGUCAGUUUAAAUACAAGAAAGGUAUUAUUUACUUAUAUACACCGUCAGGGGUUAAAAAAACAAGGAGCACUUCAUCUGAGCGUUACGGUAAUUUGGAUCAAGUGUAGCAUCUUUAUUGGCGCUCCGUUUGACGCUCCAUUGAAAAGGAGGAGGAGGGCAUCUGGAAGCGCGGUGUCUGCAGCAUAAUUAAAACAUGGCGGACUCGGAGGAAUUUAGACUUAAACGUUUAAAGCAUGAGGAGCAGAUGUCCCGGAUGUUCGAUGAAGUGAUGGGGCUGGGAGAGUUUGCAGACUCCUCCAGGGGCUCUGUGGCUUCUUCCAAGAGUGGCGGUCAAACAGAAUCCAAAGGCCCAGAAGAAACUAUAGGACAAGGGGAAAACCAGCAAGUUGAAGACGAUAGCAAUUCAAGCAGACAGGAGAAAAAGACAGAGGGGACGGAAGAGACAAGUCUUCCGCCCAUAGCUGCAUCCUCUUCUAAAAAACCCUCAUUUAAUAUAGUAAGGAGUGAAAGAGGAGGUGGGGGGAGUGGUGGAGCGGCCUUUGAUGAUGCACUGGACGGCCUCCCCUCCUAUGGACCUGAGGAGGAGGAUGAGGACUGGCACUAUGCCCUGCCAAUGGGCUCUCUGGAGGAUGUUGAUGUGGGUAAGGCCAGCAAAAUAAGUAAAGUUGGACAGGAGAACAGUGCUUCCGGGGUCACCCCGUUAGCUGGAAAAGCUGUAGCUGAAGAGGAAGAUCAACAGAAUGAUGGGAGCGCUGAAUCUGCAAACACCUCCCACUCCUCCCAGGACCACACCCAGGACAACAGCAGAGUGUUAGAUGACCAAAACCAGGCGGAGGAGACCCAAGACAGUCAGCAGGAAGAGACAACAGAAAAUGCUAAUCCCGGGGAUCGUAAUCCCCCGUCUCCCAAGACAACCAUUAAAGAUGAGCCAAUUGAUGAAGGCUACGAUGCUGCUUUGCUUCCUCAGACCUCCAGUAAGCAAAUCAAGGAGGAGCUGGAACAAGAGGAAGAGCUGAGGAUCAGCUCGGUCUACUCUGUAGGAGGAGGAAACAGCUUCACGUCUUCUUCCGUGCCUGCAGUCAUUUCAGCCCCAACCCCGACGCAUAUUUUAAUCCCUGGUAGAGGGGCGGUUCUCCAGGCCAUGGCUUCCCUCCCAGUUAGGCCACAGCUUCCAGUACAAUCUUCGAUACCCACUUUGACGGCGUUCCCGCCACGCCCUCCACCACCUGCCGUUCCUGGCAGCGUUCGCUGCAGCGGCUGUGCCAAGGUUUUGCUGAAAGGACAAACGGCUUUCCAAAGAAAAGGCUCAACGCAGCUCUUUUGCUCCACGGUCUGUCUGACAGGCCAUCUUCCACCAAUUGCUAAGGUUCGAACGUGUGUCCAAUGCAACAGGGAGAUAGUUCAGCCCAGAGACAUGGUCACAGUCCCAGCAGAAGACGGCACAAUCAUGCCUUUUUGUGGCCAGUUUUGCCUGUCUGUAUUCAGACACAAGAAGAAACACGGGGAUAAAGUAUUAACUGAUAAACGCAAUGAGAGGAAGCCUGAGAAGCCACCUGAAAAACCAGUAGAACGUCUGCCUGAAAAACCCUCCUGUAGUAUCUGCAAAAUCACCAACAAGCAAAUUGAGCAUGAGGUCACCCAUCAAGGAAAAUUGCACCGACUCUGCAGCGACUCCUGUUUUCUGACCUGGCGCAAACUGCGUCAGGUGGCCAUGAACUGCUGCGAAGGCUGCGGACUUUACUGCAGCAGCAAGUCUGGUUCCUGUCAAACGCUGACGAUUGAAAAAUCUCAGCUCAACUUCUGCAGCUCCACCUGCAUUGGCACCUUUAAACAGACAUGCAGAAAGUCUACAGAGUGUGCCAACUGUCGCAAGACAGCUGUGGUUUCCUCUACCAUCAUGGAGCGGGACCAAAAGGGUAAAGUUCAGCUGUACUGCUCUAAUGCAUGUGUGGAACAGAGUCACCCGGCCCAGCAUAACCUCACAGGUACUCCUUUCCCUUGCGGUCAGUGUAAAGUUCCUGCGGUUCCUCAGUACCAUCUCGCCAUGGUGGACGGCACCAUUCGGAACUUCUGUUCCUUAGCCUGUGUGACCACAUUUAGGAAAUCUUCCCUUUCAUCUCAGCCUGAUCUGACCAAUGGAACCGCCUCUCUCAGGGAUCCUCCCAGUAAAGAUCUUCCGAAGCCAGGAACCUCUACUGCAGCCACCGGAGCCACAUCAGUCCCCCCCAUUCCUCAGGAUUACUCCUCCUCAGUCCCGUACCCUGGACACCAUACCAGCCACACAUCAGUGCCCCCACUAGUGCCUCCUCAAUCGGCCGUGUCCACUCCUACUGUCCCUGGACAGGCCCAAGCUAGAUCCCCCCUGGAGCAGCCUCUUAAACCAGUGGAGGAUGGGCUCAGUGAUGCCGUCAAACUCACCUGCUAUCAGUGCAGCAAAAAGUUCAGCAGCAAGCCACUACUUCUCACCCACCAGGGUCGUAUUUCUUUGUUCUGCAGUAAAGGGUGCUGUGAUCAGUAUAACAUCCAGAAAAAUGUCCUCACCAUGUGCAGCUGCUGCAAAGAGGAAAAGAUCCUCUAUGAGGUCACCAACCUCGGUCCACAGGAUGUGUUCUUUUGCAGCGAAAAUUGCAAACAGACCUUCAAACAGGAUCGCUCCCUGCGUCCCUGCUCCUACUGCUGUAGCCUCGGACAGAAGAUGAUGAUCAGUCACUAUGGAGGGAAGAUCGAGGAGUUCUGCAAACCUCACUGCAUGUCCCAGUACACCGUGCUUUACUAUGGAAUGGGUCGGUGCGAUGGCUGCAGGAAGCAGGGGUACAUGAACGAGAAGCUGCAUUGCUUGGGCUCGGUCUGUAACUUCUGCAACAUGUCCUGCCUGCUGCAGUACUGCUCCCUUCACUUCGAAACAGGUCAACACACUACCAGCACCAACGGCACAGCAACUGCCCCACCUGUGCCAUCCGCUCCAGUGCAACCUCAUCACUCCACGAAGAUGAAUCCCGUCAUCGCAGAUGUCGUCUCCUUAGCCAACGGUUCAGCCUCUCAGCCCAGUGGGUCGGCAGAUGCAGCUCUGACCGGAGAGCUUCCAACCUCCAGCGUAGAUGGAAAGAACCUCGAUCACGCCAGCACACAGACUGACGCCAUGCGUGCGCCGGCGCCACGCCGCCGACAGAUGAAGAACAAGUCUGUUCUGUGCCGACCUUUCACUGUGGACCAGGAAAUCAUGUGCGAGCUGCCGUCACCUCCCGCAGAAUCAGAAGCUCUGCUAGAUGGCUCCUUGCAGUCCAACCAACCAUCCAGAUCGCCAACAAGGUCUCCGAAGCUCCAGGGGGAAACCGACCCGAAUAAGCUCACGCCAGCUCGCCUGACGGGGCGCCACUUCCUGGGUAGAAGGGAGGCGGAUUCCAUCUGCAUGGUGUGUUCCCAGCGAAGGAAGAGAAAGCUGGAUGAAGAGGAGGCGGGUCGGAAGAAGCAGAAGAUGGAGGGUGACGGCGGUGAUGAGCCAGAGGAGGAGCGUCACAAUUCUGAUGGCGAGAAGUCUGAAAUAGACUGUGGCAGAAUGGAGAGACAGACACAGUUUUACUGUAAGACAUGUAGUGAAGAGCCCAGCCUUUGCCCUGUGCCUUGUUUUGAACUAUACCACACAGAACCUAACUACGAAGCGCCAGGUGAGCCUACUGAGUAACCAAAAGACUGUAACUUACACCAAUAAACCUGUUUUAAAGCUUAUUGAUGCCGUUUUCAUGUGCUGUCUUCAGUAGUGGGAAUACAUACUGACUUCUGUCAGGGGUUGAGUUUGUUUCUCUCUGCAGCUUCCUGAUCUGCUGCUUUCAGAAGCCUUCCUCCUGCGCUGAAAACUGCAUCUUUAAAUAUUCCAGUUUUCACACUACUCAGUCUGUACUGAUCCCAAAUCACAGUGUAGGCCUGUUUUUUUUUUUCCUUCAUCUUAAAUAUAUUUUAUUUAUAAAUACAGGGAUCCUACAGUUUUGGAAAAUGAGGAAUGUAUUUGUUCAUUUUUUGCAAAAUUCUGCAGUUUGCAGAAUUUUUUCCUCAUGACGCCUCAUUGAAAAUAUGACCAACAAAUUUACUAAAAAAAAAAAAA
Messenger RNA from Cyprinodon tularosa, 4203 nucleotides. Its product is annotated as zinc finger MYM-type protein 4-like. Lineage: Eukaryota; Metazoa; Chordata; Actinopteri; Cyprinodontiformes; Cyprinodontidae. Bases 298 to 3786 code for a protein of 1162 amino acids. The transcript has 20 exons. Gene Ontology annotation, molecular function: zinc ion binding. The record is from RefSeq and is a predicted model, not a curated record.